Messenger RNA from Botrytis deweyae, 1200 nucleotides. RefSeq lists its product as uncharacterized. The record is from RefSeq and is a predicted model, not a curated record. The transcript has 3 exons. The coding region runs from base 1 to 1200 and encodes 399 amino acids. NCBI's taxonomy places the organism in Eukaryota, Fungi, Ascomycota, Leotiomycetes, Helotiales, Sclerotiniaceae.
AUGGCUGGUGCAAUUGGGGAAGGUUACGCCACUGUGACUACCGACGCUGGUCUAGGAUCCGCAUCGGACCCGACGAACUGGGGACUUGUAAGCCCUGGUAAUUCCAACCUUUAUUUACUCCAAGAUCUAGGCUCUGUUUCCUUGUAUGAUGAAGCGGUUAUUGCCAAGAGUCUGAUCCAGAGUUUUUAUGGUAGCGGUCCAGCAUAUUCUUACUUCAGCGGUUGCUCUCAGGGCGAUCGCCAAGGUCUCAUGUUAGCUCAGCGAUAUCCUGAUGUCUACGAUGGCAUUGUUGCCUCUGCCCCGGCAAUUAAUUGGGCAGAAUUUAUUCCAGCUCUUUGGUAUCCACAACUUAUCAUGAAUCUUAUGGGAAAGUUUCCAUACGGUUGUGAGCUCGAUGCGCUAGAAGCGGCCGCAAUUUCUACUUGCGAUGGGCUUGAUGGAGUGGUUGAUGGUCUGAUAUCUGACAUGGAUGCAUGUUUCUACGAUCCAUUUACUGCUGUGGGUACGGUGAUCCAGAACUGCUCACAGACCAAUACAAGCAUCACAAUUAGCGAGACGGCUGCUCUCAUUGCCAACAUCUCAUGGACCGGCGCGAGAACUGUUGACGGGUCUUUCACUUGGUAUGGAAAAAGCUAUGGAGCUGAUCUGACUGGGCAUUUGACCGCUCAACGAGAUGCAGCGACGGUCUGUUCUAGCAGUGGCACUUGCAGAACCGAUAUUUCUGAUGCAAAUCCUAGCCUUGCUGCUGAUUGGAUCAAGUGCUUUGUAAAAGGAAACGCAGAUUUCAAUUUGGAAAAUAUGACUCACGAAGAAUUUGACAGCAUCUUCCAUACCUCAGUUCAACGAUUCGAUGAUAUUAUUGGUGCCACUGAUCCCGACUUGACUGAGUUCAAAGCCGGUGGUGGUAAGAUGCUUGCAUAUCAUGGUUUAGCGGACCAAAUCAUUCCUCCAAAAGGCACAGAAAAUUACUACAACGCCGUCACAGAUCAUUGUUCGGGUGGAAAUGGUGGUCAGCCUACUUCUAUCUUUGACGCCAUGGUAGCCUGGAUCGAGAAUGGAACUGUUCCAGAAACACUACCAAUCAGCUUCGAAAACCAGAAUGGUACCACAGUUAACAGAAAGCUUUGCUUGUAUCCGUUGCAGGCUAAGUAUAAUGGAUCAGGAGACCCAAAUUCUGCGGACAGCUUCGUAUGCGCCUAG